UGCCCCCGCCGGAAGCGGCCGCAGCGCUGGGGAUGGAGGCCGCGGCUGGCGGUGGCCGCGGGGCGGGCGGCAGCGGGGCGUAGCGCCGGGCUCGCCGCCAUGCCCAAGUACUACGAGGAUAAGGAGGAGGACGGGCGCGCCUGCGGCGGCGUGAGAGAGGACCUGCGGCAGUGCCUCCUGGAGAGCCCCUGCGUCCUGCAGGAAAACAAAAGCCCUAAACAAUGCUUGAGGGAAGGACACUGUAGGAGUUUGCAAGUGACAUUCUUUGCAUGCAAAAGAUCAAUGUUGGAUACCAGGGCAAGAUUCAGAGGAAGGAAGGGAUACUGAAGUCCUCAUCAAGAGACCUAGCCAUGGGAAUUCGGGGUUCAUCAACUCUCUACACAAACCAGGGAUUAAAGUAAGAAGAUGGUACCUGCUGCAUCCUUUCAUGCAGUGUUUUCGUGGAAGGUAUCUGCUCCUGAGUAUUCCAACAGAUUGACCUCAAUGUGCAUUUAAAUGUUAAAAAGAAGGCAAGCAUAAAGCUGCAACUUCUGGGUACUUGUUAUGUAAUUACAAUAAAAAUGUGAAAUCCAGAACAA
Messenger RNA from Corvus hawaiiensis (hawaiian crow), 578 nucleotides. RefSeq names its product cytochrome c oxidase assembly factor 5. Gene Ontology annotation, biological process: mitochondrial respiratory chain complex IV assembly. NCBI's taxonomy places the organism in Eukaryota, Metazoa, Chordata, Aves, Passeriformes, Corvidae. The transcript has 3 exons. The record is from RefSeq and is a predicted model, not a curated record. Gene Ontology annotation, cellular component: mitochondrion. Bases 100 to 327 code for a protein of 75 amino acids.